UCAAACGGUUGAUGCAAAUUCAGUCGUCGUAAAAUAGUAAUAGUGAACAGAUUCUAUCAUGAAUUGCAGAUCGUUCGAUAUAACAUUUGUGUUUUUGAUUAUAAUUGUGAGUGUUGGAAGAGUAGUGAAAGCUAAUGAAAUACGGAAUGAAUGUUCGACAAACUACUUGAAUAUUACCUGCACCUUUAUAUCGCAAUAUGGAUCCUUAUUUAAGCGAACGCCAAACAACUGUUACAGCACUUUGGAAUUAAUAACUGACUUCAGUAUCACCAAUUGUAAUGAACAGUUUCUGUUCGAAUUAUUCCGCGGUAACGAUAGAAAUCAUGUUAUUGGAUACAAAAAUGAGAAUCACCGGGAUUUCAUGAAGAGACUGAAACAAAUUCAGUGGAAUCAUAAUAACAUUCAAUCACUCGAACCAAUGAAUUUUUCAAUGUUUUCCGACCUGAAAAGCAUUGAUUUGGCCUUCAAUCUAUUAAAUAAUUUGAUGUCAGGAGUUUUCGAUGCAGUUUCAUCUAAGCUGAGAGUACUUAUACUAAGCCACAACAAUAUCAGUCACAUUGAACCAAUGGUGUUCGAUAAACUCAUUGCUUUAGAAUACCUCGACCUGGCAUACAAUAACUUGGAAAUGCUUCCGUCGUUUCGGCAGACAACUCUGAAGGAAAUUCAUCUAAACAAUAACCAUCUGAAGAGCAUCAAUGGUGAUUUUCAUGCCCAAUUCCCGUUGAUUAUCAGUGUUUAUUUAAUGCACAAUGACCUGUCCGAACUAAUGCUCUUCGACAAUGGUCCCACCGAAAUCGAUCUACAUGACAAUCAACUAAGUGAAUUAAAAAUAGUUGUCAAUAGCACGGUCAGUUUUUUGAAGAGAUUGCACUUGCAAAACAACAGACUCGAGAAAAUCGAAGUAAUCGAUAACAUUAAUGAGAAAUUACCGUGUAACCUGAACUACUUGGACAUGACCUCGAACAAUGUGACCGAUGUAGCAUUCCUGACGAAAUUGCGUCAAUUGCAAAUUAUCCAUUUAGGUAAUAAUGAUUUGAGUCAAUUGAAAAGUGACGAUUUCCGACGACUUUUCAUUGCUCUGCGACAUCUUGGCACGCUCGAUUUGGGUACAUGUCGGCUGGAACAUUCGGAAGAACAGUUUGUGUUGGAUGGCAAUUAUUCGGGAUCAAGUGAAAUCAUGGAGUUGAAUGAUGUUACAGUACCGAGUGCACCGAGUAACUUUAAAUGCGAAGGAUUGAAAAAUCUGCUGGAUGAAGCUAAGAACUUAAAAUAUCUGCAGCUUGUUCUGGAAGACCUGAACCCAAAUCAUCAUAGCCUAUCUCAGAAAGUACAGAAUAUGAACAUUGGAAAUUGUCGUGAUGAUGAGAUCCAGCGUAUCAUUCGAAUUCAGAAGGAUUUGCAAGAGAAGCAUGCCAGUAUUUUUGAAUAUUUGAAAAAUAUCAUGGCUUCAAUAAAAAUGGAUAAAGUCUGAG
Bradysia coprophila is the source of this 1472-nucleotide messenger RNA. RefSeq lists its product as uncharacterized. Gene Ontology annotation, molecular function: protein binding. NCBI's taxonomy places the organism in Eukaryota, Metazoa, Arthropoda, Insecta, Diptera, Sciaridae. The record is from RefSeq and is a predicted model, not a curated record.